CUCUGACUUUGAACUAUGGACUUUGCAACUGGCGAUUUUGUGGAAAGACUACUUUAAAGGCAGCAAGUAUCCUCUCUGCAUUGCAAUUGCAAAGCAACAUGAUCUUAGAUAUGAUUGAAAGGUCGUUCCUCUAUGUUCUCAACUUGUUUGCUUCUUGUUGGAGUUAUAUAUCAUUUUAUCCGUGGUAUAUUUUGUUCGGCCAAAAAAUACGAAAUGACAAAGUUCAAGCCAGGCCUACAGUACUGAGAGAUCCUAGUUCGUCCUAUCGAUGUGUAGAGCAUUUAAACGAUAUUUUAAGAACUCCAUUUCAUGGAUUAUAUACGUUGGAUACAUUACUAAGACAGUCAGUGUCAAGCUAUGGCCCAUCAAAGUGCCUUGGUACACGAGAACUCCUCAGUUCAGAAAAUGAAGUACAACCCAAUGGAAAAGUGUUCAACAAAGUUGUACUUGGCGAAUAUAAAUGGCUUAGUUAUAACGAUGUUCUGACAAAGGCUGAAUCUUUUGGUUCUGGACUCAUGGCUAUUGGGCAAAAAACAAAACAAAAUCUUGUCAUAUUUGCUGAUACUAGAGCAGAAUGGAUGAUAGCAGCUCAAGCUUGUUUUAUGAACAAUUUUCCAGUUGUUACCUUAUAUGCUACUCUUGGUGAGGAGGCAAUUGUAUAUGGUAUCAAUCAAGCUGAAGUAGAAGUUGUCAUCACUGAUGGGCAAUUACUAAACAAGUUGCAAGCAGUUCACAUCAAUUAUUGUGUUAAAACCAUUAUCUACAUUGGUGAUACAGAUGUUAGUGGUCUAACAUCAUUUCCUAGCAAUGUUAAUGUGCUAUCUAUGACUGAGGUUGAAAAGAUUGGAACAAGAUCUCCAAAUGCUGUUCAGUCACGUGUUCCACCUACUCCAGAAGAUACAGCUGUGAUUAUGUAUACAAGUGGUUCAACAGGUUUACCUAAAGGAGUUAUCAUUUCUCAUGCAAAUCUAGUUGCAACCAUUGCAGGCAUGACAGACAGAGUACAAAAUAAGAGUGAUGAUGUUUACAUUGGUUAUCUACCUUUGGCGCAUGUGCUCGAACUUGCAGCGGAACUCGUCAUGCUCACGAAAGGAAGUUGUAUUGGCUAUUCUUCACCUUUAACCCUGUCAGACAUGUCUUCCAAAAUAAAGAAAGGUUCGAAAGGCGAUGUAAGCGUUCUUAAACCAACUCUAAUGGCGGCCGUUCCGGCGAUAAUGGAUCGUAUUCGUCACAAUGUUCUUGAUAAAGUGAACGAAGGUUCUUGGUUCAAACGACUGCUUUUUAAAUUUUCGUAUAACUAUAAAGUGGAUCAAGUAAAGCAAGGUUACGAUACACCAAUUAUAAACAGAUUCAUCUUCAAGAAAACAAGAGAUAUUCUUGGCGGAAAAGUGCGUGGGAUGUUGAGCGGAGGAGCCCCGUUAUCUGAAGAUACGCAAUAUUUUAUGAAUGCAUGCAUGUGUUGUCCUGUAAUUCAAGGUUAUGGUUUAACAGAGACAUGUGGCGGUGGAACAGUUUGCUACAUGUGGGAUAGAACUUGUGGACGUGCUGGAGCACCAAUUGGUUGCACCGAAGUUAAACUUGUGAGCUGGGAAGAAGGUGGUUAUUCUCCAUAUGACAAACCAAAUCCAAGGGGCGAAGUUGUUUUGGGUGGAGGAAACGUCACAAUGGGUUACUUUAAAAUGCCUGAUAAGACAAACGAAAGUUUUCAUGUGGAUAGAGAUGGACAGCGAUGGUUUUAUACCAGUGACAUUGGUGAAAUUGAAUCUGAUGGUACUUUGAGAAUCAUUGAUCGCAAGAAAGACUUGGUUAAGCUACAUGCUGGUGAAUACGUUGCACUUGGAAAAGUUGAAUCCAUUUUAUCUCGUUGCUCUAUUGUUGAAAGAAUCUGUGUCUAUGCUGAUUCCGGCAAGACAUAUGCAAUUGCUUUCAUUGUGCCACGUGCCAAGGAAGUUGCGACUCUUGCAAAAUCUUUGGGUCUCUAUCCGAAUGACAUGGAAGCUCUGUGUGAAAACCCAGCUAUUGUUAAGAAAGUUAUGGAACUGAUUGAAAAAACAGCCAAGAGUGAAAAACUGGAGAAAUUUGAAGUUCCGAAGAAGAUAAAAUUAUGCAAAGAAGCAUGGACUCCAGAAAGUGAACUUGUUACUCAAUCUCUGAAACUUAAGCGGCGCAAUAUUGCAACGUUCUACGCUGACAGUAUAAGAGCAAUGUACUCUUGAAGAAUGUUAUUGAUAUUAGGAACUGAAUAUACUCGCUCAGGAAAAAUGUAACUUGCUUAUAACUGACGCUAUAUUGAAUAGAUGUAAGUGCUUUUUAUCACUGCAAAAUCAUUUUAACCGUACCCAGUGCAACCAUGUUUAGUAUCUGUUGUGUUUUAGUGAUUGCUCAAUGUAAAUUUUAAUGCAAUGAAAGUUUACAUUAUGAACCUUUAUUGAUUUAAAAACCAAUUAUGUUGUUGAGAUCAAAUGCUUACUUGGUAAAUAUUGAUCAAAACGUUGACGUUGUUUUAAAUAGAUAGACAAUAAAAGAUGCAAUGACGUAA
This is a messenger RNA of Xenia sp. Carnegie-2017, 2539 nucleotides long. RefSeq names its product long-chain-fatty-acid--CoA ligase 4-like. The record is from RefSeq and is a predicted model, not a curated record. Gene Ontology annotation, molecular function: long-chain fatty acid-CoA ligase activity. Gene Ontology annotation, biological process: neuron differentiation; long-chain fatty acid metabolic process; long-chain fatty-acyl-CoA metabolic process. Gene Ontology annotation, cellular component: plasma membrane; lipid droplet; endoplasmic reticulum. NCBI's taxonomy places the organism in Eukaryota, Metazoa, Cnidaria, Anthozoa, Malacalcyonacea, Xeniidae.